AUGGCUGAUAAAAGCGUAUUGAAUGAAAAUGAACCCAUGUUGCCAGAACAAACGAAACGUGCAGCUUCUGCGAUAGGAAAACUCUUAUUUUUCAGUUGUCUCAUGUUCACCUUGCCUUUCGGAGCCUUUUUUGGAACUAAAGCUGUGCUCAAAAAUUAUCUAGAUGUUGUAGGGUUUGCAAACACUUGUUGGGCUGUUGUUUUGGCUGUUGUCACUGUUAAUUUGAUUAUAGUAGUUUAUGCAUACAUUGCUUAUUUAGAACCUGAUUAUGAUGAACAAGGAAAUAUUAUUCAACCAGUGUCUGAGAAAAAGAAAGAGUAG
Psylliodes chrysocephalus is the source of this 321-nucleotide messenger RNA. The record is from the annotation of a GenBank genome assembly. Lineage: Eukaryota; Metazoa; Arthropoda; Insecta; Coleoptera; Chrysomelidae.